Molecule: messenger RNA, 1688 nt
Organism: Phialemonium atrogriseum
Lineage: Eukaryota; Fungi; Ascomycota; Sordariomycetes; Cephalothecales; Cephalothecaceae
Exons: 4
Coding region: 109-1377 (422 amino acids)
Source: RefSeq, a predicted model, not a curated record
AUUUGAUGCUGCGCAGACCAAGCAUUAUAUAAAGAGUCCAGCUGCGGGCCGUGGUAAAUUUAUAACGAAGUCCUGCCCAUACAUACAACAGCACCACACAUCAUCGCCAUGGAUCAGGUUCAACGCAUCGGCUCGAAAGGCAUCUACUACGGCCUCCCUGUCUUUCCAGACAAUGUGGAGGGUCUUACGGCCAUCGUGACUGGAGCAAAUGGAAUCUCGGGCGAUCAUAUGCUCCGUGUCCUUUGCGAGUCCCCCAAGCGAUGGACCAAGAUCUACGCCGUCUCCCGGCGACCACCAAACGGGGUGUGGCCUAGUCAAGUCGAACACGUCUCAAUGGAUCUUCUCCGACCACCCGAAGAAUUAGCAGUUCAGAUGACGGAACGCGGGAUGAAGGCUGACUACGCCUUCUUCUUCGCUUAUAUCCAACCGAAGCCAAAGGAAGGGGGGAAUAUCUGGAGCGCUGCUGAUGAGCUUGUGAAGAUCAAUACCCAACUUCUGAGCAACUUUUUGGAGUCGCUGGCCCUCUCCAAGAGUCUGCCAAAGAGGGUCCUUCUCCAGCUAGGCGCCAAGUACUACGGUAUCCAUCUAGGGCCAGCUGCCGUCCCCCAAGAGGAGACGGACCCGCGUGUGAACCUGGAACCGAACUUCUACUACGCACAGGAAGACUGCCUCCGUAACUUCGCCGAGAAGCACGGCAUCGGGUGGAACACCACCCGUCCAUCCUGGGUCCCCGGAGCUGUCCCUGACGCAGCAAUGAACGUGUGCUUGCCGUUAGCAAUUUACGCUGCUGUCCAGAAACAUGUCGGAAAACCCUUGGAAUAUCCUGCAGAUCUGGCUGCCUGGGAAACAAAUCAGACCAUGUCGUCUGCUCUGCUAAACUGCUACCUCUCCGAGUGGGCCGUGCUAACGGACAAGGCCGAGAAUCAGAGUUUCAACGCAUCUGACGACUGUGCCUUCACGUGGGGCAAGUUCUGGCCGAAGCUGGCGGCACGAUUCAACAUUCCAUGGACUGGCCCUGCCGACGACCUUUCGCUGUACACCGAGCUUGAGACUCCUUAUAAUCCGCCACCCCGCGGGUUUGGUCCGCCGGGGAAGAUGCGGUUCCGGUUCACUCUUGUCGAGUGGGCGAAGCGGCCCGAAGUGCAAAAGGCCUGGGAAGAGAUCGCGAAGAAGCAUCAGCUGCGUGAUAGGACUCUUGGAGAUGUGGAUAGGAUUUUCGGAUUCACUGAUUUGGCCCUCGCUUCUCCGUCUCAGAUCAACUUCAGUACCAUCAAGGCCAAGAAACUGGGGUUCUUCGGCGGUGUCGAUAGUACGGAAUCCAUUUUCCAGGUUUUCCGGGAAUUUGGCGAUUUGAAGAUGAUCCCUCCCCUUCCUUGAAGAGUGAUCAGCUAGCCAGGGGCCUUUCUCAGGAAGCGUCAGUUCGAGAAUUUGCAAAAGUCUAUAAUAGUUAUCCCCCCCCCCCCCCCCUCCUCCAAUAACCUUCAUUUCAGUAGCACAGAAAAUUGCAAAUUGGCCACUACAAGUAAUAAUUAUCGGUUAUAAGAAGCUGAGAGUUUCCUCCGAAUAGCAGCAGAGCAGCCCAAGAAUUAAGAAGACGAGCUUCGCGCUCUCUCAAAGCGUUGGUAUCUCUCCUCCCUCCACUUGGGACCCCAUUUCCGCACAAUGAAUACGCACGAGCUUCCUGCCAA